Messenger RNA from Sphaerulina musiva SO2202, 2912 nucleotides. Its product is annotated as small oligopeptide transporter. Gene Ontology annotation, biological process: transmembrane transport. NCBI's taxonomy places the organism in Eukaryota, Fungi, Ascomycota, Dothideomycetes, Mycosphaerellales, Mycosphaerellaceae. Gene Ontology annotation, molecular function: oligopeptide transmembrane transporter activity. The transcript is spliced from 3 exons. Bases 212 to 2758 code for a protein of 848 amino acids. The record is from RefSeq and is a predicted model, not a curated record.
GUAGUACUACACUCCAUUGUCCAUGACCAUCCUCUGCUUGUCCCGGGGAGAUAGGCUCACUGAGCAUCGCGAGGCCCCUGGCAUUGUCUACCUAGGUACUUACCUACCUACCUAGUACUUAGGGGAGCUUUCCGUGUUUCUCACUUUACCACUUCACUUUAGACGCUUCGUCUUGCGUGAACCUCUUGCGCACUGGCGUCCCUCGUACACCAUGGCAAGCAGUCUCACGAACCCGUUGAAACGCCUCGGGUUUAAAAGAACGAAUACUACGGAUGCACAGGUCGUGGAGGGCAAGGUUGCCAACACCAGCGCCACAGAAUGGACAGAUCGUGGCGACGCGGAUGCCUCCAAGAUCGCACAGGAGUUUGCUAAAGAGCCCAAGCAUGACCACUCCGACACGUCCAGAAAUCUCUCCGAAGUCGAGGCCAACUUGCGACUGAACAAGUUCCGCGAGGAGCACAAUUUCGACCCCAAUCUCCCAGACUCCGCCUUUGAUGCCAUCAAAGAUGUCACCCAAACACAUAAUGUGGAUGGCGAAGCCGUCCUCGUUGACGAGCUCCUCAAUGACUCGCCAUAUCCCGAGGUCCGUGCUGUUGUUCGCAACUAUGACGAGGAGAUGCCCACCAGCACCAUUCGUGCCUGGACGAUAGGCCUCGUAUUGACCACUGUGGUAUCUGGCUGCAAUGCGCUGUUCAUCUUGCGAUAUCCUAUCAUCAGUAUCGGCCCAUACGUGGUCCAACUGAUCGCCUACCCCAUUGGCGUGGGCUGGGCCAAAGUGAUGCCAAACCGCGAGUUCUCGUUCCUCGGCUUGAAGGGCAAUUUGAAUCCUGGACCGUUCAACGUCAAGGAGCACGUUCUCAUCGUUGUGAUGGCCAACGCCGCUUUCGGAGGUGGUACCGGCUACUUCAUCGACACUGUGGUGUCACUUCAAAAGUUCUACCACAUCACAAGCUUCAAGUGGGGCUUCAACCUACUCUUUGCGCUGUCCACACAGUGCUUGGGUUUCGGUCUGGCUGGAGUUGUGAGGAAAUGGCUUGUGGAACCGUCAUCCAUGAUUUGGCCGGCCGCUCUGGUGAACGUGGGGUUCAUGUACGCCUUACACGAUCGCUCUCCUCCCGACCCGUCACAGACCAAUGGCUGGUCCAUCAAUCGCUACAGGUUGUUCCUGUACGUUAUGAUUGGAAUGUUCCUCUGGUCGUGGUUCCCGGACUUCAUCUUUCCCGCUCUCAGCUACUUUGCUUGGGUCACCUGGGUCAAGCCUAACAAUGUUGUCAUCAACCAGCUCUUUGGCCAAUCGACCGGAAUCUCCCUUGGCUUUCCCUUCACAGGCUUCACUCUGGAUUGGGCGCAGAUUAACUCGUUCUACGGAAGUCCUCUCGUCGCGCCUUGGCACGCGAUGGGUAAUACUGCUGUCGGACUGGUUUUCCUCCUCUGGAUCGUCGUUCCGGCGUUGCACUACACCGGUGCCUGGUAUGCAGACUAUCUGCCAAUCAGCCAGAACGGUAUCACUGACAAUACUGGCGCAACCUACAACACCUCGCGUAUCCUCACGCCCGAGCAUGUUGUGGAUCCCGCAGCAUACGAGGCCUACUCGCCACUCUUCUUGUCCACAUCCUUUGCAGUGACCUACGGUGUGAGCUUCGCGACCAUCUCCGCGCUGAUUAGUCACACCUACCUCUACCAUGGCAAGGAUAUCUGGCGCAGGUGGAAGGCCUCUGCAGGCGAGAUGGAUGACAUACACAUGAAGCUGAACCGCAAAUAUCGCUUGGUGCCCACGUGGUGGUAUAUGACACUCCUGGCUAUCAUGAUCGCAUUUGCAUUCGCUUCAGCUUGUGCCUAUCCUACCGGUAUGAAGGCAUCGUCGCUCGUUCUUGCCCUCGUCAUCGCCUUUGUCUGGACCGUACCGAUUGGAAUGAUCCAGGGCAUGACUAACAUCCAACUUGGACUGAACGUAUUUACCGAGUUCAUCAUCGGUUAUCUUCAACCCGGCCACCCCAUCGCCAUGAUGAUGUUCAAGACGUUUGGCUACAUUAUCAUGACUCAAGCACUGUACUUCUGUCAGGACUUGAAGCUCGGCCACUACAUGCACGUUCCACAACGCUCGCUGUUCGCCGCGCAGUCCAUUGCAACCAUCUGGUCGUGUUUCUGUCAACUCGGAACGGUGCAAUGGGCACUUGGCGCCAUCAAAGGCAUUUGCACUUCGGCAGCUUCCGGCAACUUCACCUGCUCGUACAUCAAGACGUUCUACAACGCCUCGGUCAUCUGGGGUGCCAUUGGGCCGAAGCACUUGUUCUCCGGAGAUGCCAUCUACAAGGACUUGCAAUGGUUUUGGCUCAUUGGCUUCUUCUUGCCAAUUGUCUUCUUCGGCAUCGCUCGAUUCAUCAUUCCCAAAUCGGGUCUCGUGAGAAAGAUCAAUGUCCCACUGAUCUUCGGCGCCAUGGCAUACAUUCCGCCAUACAGUGCCAUGAACAUCCUCUCCUACUGCGCGGUAGGCUGGGUUUUCAACAAAUACAUCCGCGACAAGGCUCGAGGCUGGUGGAUGCAUUACAAUUACAUCACGUCUGCUGCCCUGGAUGUCGGUCUGGCCAUUUGCGCCAUCGUCCUCUUUUUCUGCGUGCAGCUUCCUGGUGGCACCAUGUCCGAGUGGUGGGGUACAUCUGUGAUUGAGAAUACCGUGGACAUGAUGGGCACGGCCGUGCGGAAAACCGUCUCUGGGGACGAGACCUUUGGGCCAGCUCCUGGAUCAUGGAAAUGGUAGGACAAACACGGUUCUGGCGGGGUGCAGCCCCCGAUUGCCUAGAUGUAUAAGAUGGCUCGUAGCAUCGGCUCAAAUUAUAUCUUGGCUGAUCGGAUGAAUCCCCCGUAAUGAAAUUUUAUCCGAAUUGUUAUGAUCUCAAGUUAUGCGUUCCAAC